Messenger RNA from Diorhabda carinulata, 1560 nucleotides. It is a transcript of the gene ZnT35C, whose product is annotated as proton-coupled zinc antiporter SLC30A2. Gene Ontology annotation, molecular function: zinc ion transmembrane transporter activity. The record is from RefSeq and is a predicted model, not a curated record. The transcript has 7 exons. Gene Ontology annotation, biological process: response to zinc ion; zinc ion transmembrane transport. NCBI's taxonomy places the organism in Eukaryota, Metazoa, Arthropoda, Insecta, Coleoptera, Chrysomelidae. Bases 264 to 1445 code for a protein of 393 amino acids. Gene Ontology annotation, cellular component: plasma membrane.
UCAUACUAUCAAUUUCUCCAUAGUUAUCACUAGUUUCUAGUAAUUAUAGGAAUUGGUAUAUGAAAAAAUUUAAUGGAUUCUUGAUAGGUAUUAGGAAAUAAGUUGUUAUUGAAUGUUAAGGAACCAAAAUAUCAAUAGUGAACAAUACGAUAACGACCUUUUGAUCACAAUUUGAUAAAAACUUUAUAAACUGUGGUACCGAGUGCAAUUAUUUUAAAUAAUCUAUCAAAGUACAAGCACAGCUUAGUAACUAAAUAGCAGUGAUGAAGGAUGAAGAAAAACAUACAUUGAUAAAAAUUGAUACAGAUAAUUAUGGCUCGAUCAGAACAAGGCAAAACAGUUUGUCUUCGAGAGGAGUUGUCUAUUGUGUACACGGCAAACCAAGUGCAGGAUGCUGCACAGUACUGGAAGGAGAGGUUUUGGAGCUAGAAGGAGAACCUAAAAUAAACGCUAAGGAAAACACAGAUACAACAGAACUUCUAAAUAAGCAUUGUCAUCAGAAUAAAGCACCCGAAGUUGACAAACGGGCAAGAAAAAAAUUGAUAAUAGCCAGUACACUAUGUGUCAUAUUCAUGAUAGCAGAAGUGGCAGGUGGUUAUUUAUCGAACAGUUUAGCAAUAGCUUCAGACGCAGCUCACCUUUUAACAGAUUUCGCUAGUUUCAUGAUAUCUUUAUUCGCUUUGUAUAUGGCUAAUAGACCAUCUACGAAAAAAAUGUUGUUUGGAUGGUACCGAGCGGAAGUUAUUGGCGCUUUAACAUCGGUACUACUAAUCUGGGUUGUAACUGGUAUACUAGUAUACAUGGCAAUACAAAGAAUCAUCUAUGAAACAUAUGAAGUAGAUGCUGUCGUUAUGUUGAUCACCUCUGGAGUUGGAGUUGUGGUUAAUAUUGUUAUGGGACUGGCUCUGCACCAGCAUGGACAUACUCAUGGAGGGCACGAACAUUCCGCGCAUGGGGGUAAGGAAAAAGAAAAUAUAAACGUUAGAGCUGCUUUUAUCCACGUUGUGGGCGACUUUCUACAAAGCUUUGGCGUUUUCGUGGCUGCUAUAGUAAUUUAUUUCAAACCAAAUUUGAUGAUCGUCGAUCCCAUUUGUACUUUCUUCUUCUCUGCGUUGGUGUUAUUUACUACGUUUGCUAUAAUAAAAGACGCUCUGUUGGUUUUGAUGGAAGCAAUACCCAAAGGGAUUAAUUUCGAGGAAGUUAUGAAUACUCUAUUGAAAAUAGAAGGAGUAGAAAGAGUUCAUAAUUUGAGAAUCUGGGCUUUGAGUUUGGAUAAAAUUGCUAUGUCUGCACACGUCGCUAUAAAUUCUGGUACCAAUCCUCAAAAUGUUUUAAUGGUUGCUUCCAAAAAUAUCCACGAAAAAUACAAUUUUUUCGAAAUGACUUUACAGAUCGAAGAAUUUCAGGAAGCCAUGGAAGACUGCACCCAAUGCAGAAACCCCUGAGUUAUAAAUAAUUUAUUUAUUAUUUUUUGGUGUAUUUAUUAUAAUCGAUGUUUUUUUACAUUACGAUCUAUGUAACGCUUUUAUCAAUAAAAUACUCUGUUUUUUUGUAAAUAAA